Molecule: messenger RNA, 1104 nt
Organism: Clonostachys rhizophaga
Lineage: Eukaryota; Fungi; Ascomycota; Sordariomycetes; Hypocreales; Bionectriaceae
Source: the annotation of a GenBank genome assembly
AUGCAGCCUCUCUACGGAAGCAACCCGCACACACCGCGGACGCCUGGCACGCCCAACACGCCAAACUCGCAGCAACUGCCGAGCUAUCAGCAAACGUCGCAGCCGACGAGCAGCCGUGGCAUCUACUCGAUGACCCAGCAGAGCCAGUAUCCGCCCCCUCAAGGAUAUGCUACCUCCGCUCCCAUGAUGCAGCAGUCGACGACCGCGUCUUCUGGCCCGCAACCCAUUGCGCCUGCUGGUGGAAAUCGCGGACCGCCAGUUCUCCGCCCAAUGCCUCCCGGCGGUAUCAUGUCGCAGCAGCCAGGCACCGCGUCGCCCUACGGCCCUCCUAUGAUGCAGCCCGGUGGCGUUCUUCCCGAGAGCGAGCAGCCAACCCACGUUGUUGGCUCACAGGGUCGUCGCGGCAUCUUGCCCAGCGCGCCAGGCCGGCCCGCAGCUCCUGCAGCAGGAACUACCGGUGCUAAGAGCACGGUCAUUCCUGUGAAGGAUGCCGACGGAAAGUUUCCUUGCCCUCACUGUACAAAGACCUACUUGCACGCCAAGCACUUGAAGCGUCAUCUCCUUCGCCACACUGGUGACCGCCCGUACAUGUGCGUGCUCUGCCGCGACACCUUCUCGCGAAGUGAUAUCCUGAAGCGCCACUUCCAAAAGUGCUCCAUUCGCCGGGGUAACCCCACAGGCGUCAGCCAUCUGUCCCACCCCCAGGCCCACGUCAAGAAGAAUGCCCAGGCCCAGAAGGGCCCUCCUCUUGGCAACGAGGGAGAUCUCAACCAGCUUAACGGGCUGAACAACAUGCCCCAGGACGGCAUGGGCCACCCCUUCGGAAUGGUUCCCGUUUCCGACGGCAUGAACAAUUUGGCUAAUGACCAAAAUCAGCUGUCGCGAUCCGGCAGCAUCAGCCGCCUUGAUAAUGGCAAUGGCGCUGACAGGAGGACCAUGGCUCCCAUGGGCGCUUCUCAACCCUACGGAAGCAACGACAUGGGCCAGCAGAUGUCAGGUUACAGCAUGCCCCCCACCCAGAACGGUGUGCCCAUGUACGGCAACUCUAACUCUAACCAACAAUCUGGCCUUGAUUGGUCUCAGAUGUUCCAGCCUGGUCAGUAA